AUGACGGCGGGGAGCGAGCGAUCUGGUGUGUGCAGUGGCGUAGCAGCAGCAUCUCCUGCCACUCCCACCACUCUCGUCACUCUCGCCACUCCCGUCACUCCCUUCACAACAGUUGCGAAGUCGACGGGAGGGCAGUUCACGGACCACUGGUCCGCGGUCCACCUGCAGCUCAGUGCGGGGGGAGACGGAGAGUCAGGCCCGGGGCUCUGGAGGCUUCCAGCGUCGCAGGUGCCGCGCCCUGGGGUGCAGCGGCGGGUGGAGCUGAUUGUUAGAAAGAACGCAGCGAGAGGAGGGGAUCUGGAGGCGCUGAUGGUGUCUCUGAAGGUGGGCCUUAAGGCUUACACGGUGGAAGAGCGGAAGUGGGUAGCGGCUACAACAACGCACCUUGAACGGGAGGUCGGAGAGCUGAGGGUAAAGGCGCGGAAGGCGAAGACACGCUUGGCAGAUGUACUUUACCAGGGGUCCCGGUAUGAAGGGGCGAAGGAGGCGCUGAGGGCCGCGUCGGACUUCUACACCAAGUUGUUCGCAGCGGGGGCGGACACACAGUUGGAUUGGUCGGUGGACAAGUGUCUCUCCCUGGAGGAUGUGGCGGCGCUCAGCGCGCCCUGGGAAGAGGCGGAGGUCAAACGUGCGCUGACGGAGAUGGCGUUGGGCAAGACGCCGGGGCGGGAUGGUCUCCCAAAGGAGCUCUGGGAGUCGCAGUGGGAGCUGCUGGGGAAACAAAUGAUGCUGGAGAGCGUGGUGUCAACUGGGCAAUUCGGCUUCUUACCUGGAAGGAGCAUCGCUGGCGCGGUGGCGGUUGCGGCAGACUUGAUUGAUGUGGCCAACGCAGGGCAGGAAGACUGGCUCAUGCUCCUGAUUGAUUUCCGCAAGGCUUUUGACUCGGUGGCGCGCGGGUACCUCUUUGACGUGCUACGGAAGAUGGGCUUCCCAGAGACAUACGUGAAGUGGGUGGAGGGGUUGCAUCAGGGCGCAGCGACUCGUAUCUGGAAUGACGGCUGGCUGGGAGAUGAGGUCCCAGUCCUGACCGGGGAGGCGAGGAGGAGGUGGUUAGGAAUCAACGUUAAGGAAGCAGGAAAGCUGACUUACCUGGGGUACGCUGAUGACACUACCUUGCUGCUGGGCGGCCGAUCGCAGCUGGGGAAUGCGGAGCUGCAGCUGAAGGAGUUUGAGCAGAUGUCGAGGCUAGCAGUUAACUGGGACAAGUCGGUGGUGCUGCCGCUGGGGAGGCAGCGCGAUAUCCCACCACCUGCGGAUGGGGCCUUCAAGUGGGCGUCGCGCGAUGACCCGGAGCGUCUGCUGGGUGUCUGGAUCAAGCCAGGAGGAGACGCGCAAGUUUACCCCCCGCCAGACACGAUCUGGGAGGAGCUAAGGAGACUGUGCCACGCCUUCGUCUCCGGGGGACGGGCGAGCUUGGAGCCAUGCUUCAUUCUCUGGAAUAGGGAUCUCAUGCAACUCAAAAGGGAGGAAGGGGGACUUGGGGUGAUAAACCUGAAGGACCGGCUGGAUGCUGAGGCGCUUCACUCGCUGGCGCAGCUGCUCACGGAGGAGAUGCCGCAGCAGCGGUUGUUGGCAGAGCGUGCGGCGAACUUCCCGCUCGGCUAUGCUUCCCUCCUUGCGCAUGAGGCGCUGCUGAAAGAGUGGGGCACAGGGAGUGAACGGUGGAAGGCAAUUGCGGUGGCGGCAAUGAAGUAG
Messenger RNA from Closterium sp. Yama58-4, 1695 nucleotides. Lineage: Eukaryota; Viridiplantae; Streptophyta; Zygnematophyceae; Desmidiales; Closteriaceae. The record is from the annotation of a GenBank genome assembly.